CUAGCUUUUGUUUUUGUUCUCCCCUUCUAUCUCCUGAUUUGAAAUUAGCCAAAAUUCGAGGACUAAACUGAAGUUUUUUACUAUUAAGUGAAAAUUGCCUGCUUCACCAGGACGAACCUCGCUUCGCCCCCGCCACCACCCCUCGCCGCGGCCCCAAGGUUUAAUUUCCGGAAACUUCCAAGAUGCUGAACAGCGAUCAGCAAUCCAUGGAAAGAGUUUAUGAUCAUAGAUUCCAGCGCACUGACCAGUGGCUUCCGGUGUAUUCUUGGCUGGAAUCACUGAACACGGAUGAGGUGAUUACAUCCAAAGACGUCGUUGAUUGGUUAACCGCGAACCCUGAAAUCAGAGACCACUUGUACUCCAGGCAUUCACGCUACCAUUUGAUGCACUAUAUCAAGAAAUGCCAUGUGAAAAUCUUGAAGCGAAAGGAAAAACAGGGAUUGAUUGUUGCAAAAUUACCUCCUCCUAAGGUUGAUCAGAGUGUUGAAGUAAAACCCCCUGGCUCACCUCAUUGUAGUGGCAAUAAUUUGACCAGUAUUCCUAAAGAUAGCGAGCUAUACAAAGCAAAACGAAGUGAAGCUUUCCGCAAAUAUGAGCUUUUGGUGGAGUUGGAGAAACAACUUAUGCCGCUCUUCGGUAAACAUGAGAACUCAUAAACCUAUGACAGCCAGAGUUCUGCAAUUCCCGUGUUGCUAAUAUGAACAUCUGCAGUUUAGAUGUUCAAAGUUGAGGAUCUAUGUACAUGAUUAUGCUGUUUUCUGGGCUUGUAGCUUUGUAAUUCUCUGUCCUCACUCUCAUAGAUGGCCUGCAUUAUCAUGUAUGAUCAUUAAUAUAUAACAAAUAUUAGUUGUUUUUCAAGAAUUGGUAUGUACAUGUUCCUCUUGUGAUAAUUCUCGUUUUAAAUC
Molecule: messenger RNA, 905 nt
Organism: Sesamum indicum (sesame)
Lineage: Eukaryota; Viridiplantae; Streptophyta; Magnoliopsida; Lamiales; Pedaliaceae
Product: ribonucleoside-diphosphate reductase subunit beta
Source: RefSeq, a predicted model, not a curated record